AUGGGUGCAGGUGGGCGAAUGUCGACUGUUCCUCCUUCCCUCGAUCGAGCCCCAUCCUCCAAACCGCCAUUUACGCUAGCCGAGAUUAAGAGAUCAAUCCCACCCCACUGCUUUCAAAGAUCGCUCAUUACCUCGUUCUCCUACGUUGUAUACGAUCUCCUCGUUGCCUCCUUCCUCUACUACGCCGCCACAUCCUACAUCCAUCUCCUCCCUGCCCUUUCAGCUGGCUUCGCCUGGCUUAUUUACGCCUACGUCCAGGGUUGCGUCCUGACCGGCUUUUGGGUCAUCGCUCACGAAUGCGGCCAUCACGCCUUCAGCGAUUACAAAUGGCUCGACGAUACAGUCGGCUUCAUCCUCCACUCGGCCCUCCUCGUCCCCUACUUCUCGUGGAAAUACAGCCACCGCAGGCACCAUUCCAACACCAACUCUAUCGAACGCGACGAGGUUUUCGUCCCCAAACGUAAGGAAGGCCUGGGAUCCCUAGCUAAAUACAUGACCAACAAUCCGAUUGGUCGGACCAUAAUCAUCGCGUUCAAGCUCACCUUGGGCUGGCCUUUGUAUUUAAUGCGCAACUUCUACGGCAGCCAUUUCGAACGUCUCGCCUACCACUUCGAUCCCUACACCCCGACGUCUGACUCCAAGCGGGAGCAGUUUCACAUAUUUCUAUCGGACAUGGGCAUUCUUUCAGUCGGAUUCCUUCUAUACCGUCUUGCCUUGGCCAGGGGAAUCCCUUGGGUUAUGUGCGUUUACGGCGGGCCUCUUCUCGUGGUGAAUGGAUAUCUGGUGCUGAUAACGUGGUUACAACACACUCACCCCUCGGUGCCUCAUUACGAGUUGGAGGAAUGGGAUUGGCUGAGGGGGGCUUUAUCGACUGUGGAUAGAGAUUACGGAAUUCUCAACAAGGUGUUUCAUAAUAUAACGGAUACUCACGUUGCUCAUCAUUUGUUCUCGACCAUGCCGCACUAUCAUGCGAUGGAAGCGACUAAGGCGAUAAAGCCUAUGUUGGGAGAAUACUAUCGGUUUGAUGGGACUUCGGUUAUGAGUUCGAUAUGGAGAGAAGCCAAGGAAUGUCUUUAUGUGGAGGCAGAUGAAAAUGAGGGCGCAAACAAAGGCGUCUUGUGGUUCAAGAACAAGAUUUAGGGUCAAGAUUGAUCAUGGCUGUUGUUGCUAUCUAAAUUGAAUAAAUGAUUUUGAUCGA
Molecule: messenger RNA, 1198 nt
Organism: Impatiens glandulifera
Lineage: Eukaryota; Viridiplantae; Streptophyta; Magnoliopsida; Ericales; Balsaminaceae
Product: delta(12) fatty acid desaturase FAD2-like
Exons: 1
Coding region: 1-1140 (379 amino acids)
Biological process (GO): lipid metabolic process
Molecular function (GO): oxidoreductase activity, acting on paired donors, with oxidation of a pair of donors resulting in the reduction of molecular oxygen to two molecules of water
Source: RefSeq, a predicted model, not a curated record